GUUGGUGGGUUAUCCAAAGGACCGACGACGACGGCAAGGACCAUCAUGAGCGGCGUCGACAUCGAGGCCAAUGCCAGCAGCUCCGAUGUGAUCCGAGAAGGCGACACGGUGGUGUGCUACACAAGCGACGAUCGCGUGUUCUUCCAGGAGAUCCUGCCUCGCAUGACCAUUCGAAUUGGCAAGGUCCAAAUUCCUGUCAAGUGUGUCGUCGGGUUCCCAUUCGGCUCGAUCUUUGAAGAAAAGGAGAAGACGUUGGUGCCGGUGGAAGGCGGGUUGUUUCCUGACCCGGUCGCGCCGGAAGUGGGCGAGUUCGAAGUGCCCACGAAUGACAACCGCAGCUACACCGACACGAACGACUCGCAGAAAUUGAGCAACGUCGAGAUCGCGGAGCUUCGUGCACAAGGCGUGAACGGGUCGGCGCUCAUUGCCAAGCUCGUGGAGAAUUCCGACACGUGGGACACCAAGACUGACUUUUCCAAGCAAAAGUACCUCAAGAAGAAGCAGCAAAAGUAUAUGCCACGCAUUCAAAUGGUCCGUUGCACAGCAAUGGCCCUGUGUGACGUGUACCACGUGCGCCAGCCGUCGAAGAUUUUGAACUUGCGCUUCGACAUCAUUGGACAAAUCCUGAGUUACGGCAAUAUCUACGCAGGCGCUCAAGUGAUGGUGGUGGAGACGUGCAUGGGGCUCAUCACCGGAGCUAUUGCCGAGCGAAUGCUGGGCCAUGGGACCUUACUGGCUGGAUACGAAGGGCAACAGCCGUCCGUCGACACGAUUCGCCGCUUCAAUUUCGACCAAGCCGUCAACGACAGCAUCGUGUACUUUCCGUUCCAUUACAUUGGCCAGCUCGACAACGACGAAGCGGCGUUGGUUGCCAAAGAAGCUGCUUUGAACGAAGAAGAACAGCCGUCGGAGGACGUUUUGGAAGCCCGCAAAGCGGAAGUCGCAGCCCGCAUUGCCAUGUACACGGAAGCCGAACAGAAGAAAUACCUGGCCAAAAAGGAACAACGCAAGCUCAAACAGCGCCAAGCCAAGCCGAAAAAAACACCCAGCGACAUUCGAGCCCUCUUGCGCGCACCUUCCGAUAGCUUGGUGAUUGUGACCCACUACGAUCCGCUGGUGGUGCUUCUCCAGUUGUUGCCCCGACUCGGCCUUUCGCGGCCGUUUGUUGUGUACUGCGAAUACCUUGAGCCUCUCGCGACGGCAUUCGAUGCGUUGCAGCGCAUGGAAUCCAUAAUCAAUCUGCAAUUGAAUGACACGUGGACGCGGGAGUACCAGAUCCUGCCGGGUCGCACGCACCCAGAAAUGACGAUGAGCGCCGGCAGCGGCUACCUCCUCUCGGGCAUCAAAGUCGAAGCCACACCGCCGCCGCCGCACUUGGCAGACUUGAAGGUGCUUCCUCGACGCACCAACGGCCCCAAGAAGCCGCGAACACGGGAUUAAGAAUCAUUCAAAUAGAAAGCAUUGUCCACGUGGCCAUGAGCCCGCCCUACUCAAGGUCACAGCUCUUGCCCUGCGAAAAAGCGAGUUGGGUUCCUGAGCCGCGAGAGACUGUACGAAUUGGCUGAAGUGGUUCGGCCACGCGGCGGAUCACGGUCUCUGGGACGCCUGGACGGGCGAAGCGCGGUUGAGGUGCUGCGCAGAACACAAUCCAGUCCCAGCGAAGCCAUCGACAGCCUGUCCAGCACAACCCUGUGGUGGUGUUUGGUGCGAGCUCCUCCACAUCGCUACCGCAGCCGCCGAAUUCGACGACCAACAUGUACAACAUGAUGGCCAACCUAUGGAGCAAUGCAGGUUCGUACCACAGAGUCAGGAUGUGCAGCGGCUAGAGGUGGCAUUCCAUGGCCUUGCGAGGGCCCAAGGCAGCUCGAGUGUGAGUAAAAAUAUGUUUGUUAGCUUG
Messenger RNA from Aphanomyces invadans, 1897 nucleotides. RefSeq lists its product as hypothetical. The transcript is spliced from 8 exons. Gene Ontology annotation, cellular component: nucleus; tRNA (m1A) methyltransferase complex. Lineage: Eukaryota; Oomycota; Saprolegniomycetes; Saprolegniales; Verrucalvaceae. Bases 46 to 1440 code for a protein of 464 amino acids. Gene Ontology annotation, biological process: tRNA methylation. The record is from RefSeq and is a predicted model, not a curated record.